Messenger RNA from Zea mays, 1235 nucleotides. RefSeq lists its product as uncharacterized. Gene Ontology annotation, cellular component: apoplast; cell wall. Gene Ontology annotation, molecular function: xyloglucan:xyloglucosyl transferase activity; hydrolase activity, hydrolyzing O-glycosyl compounds. Lineage: Eukaryota; Viridiplantae; Streptophyta; Magnoliopsida; Poales; Poaceae. Gene Ontology annotation, biological process: cell wall biogenesis; xyloglucan metabolic process. The record is from RefSeq and is marked validated.
AUCAGAGAUAGGAGAGACGAACAAGAAAAGACGACAUCAUAUAUACCGUACGUUAUAGAGUAGGAAAAUAGAAAUACGAAUGAUGAUCACGGGAGGGCAGCGAAACCCUGCAAGGCUGCAGGUGUCGUCGUCCUUCCUGCUUGCCCUUGUUUUCGCAUCAUCGGUGCUUGUCGGCAUCGUGGCCGGCGGCAGCUUCUACGAGGAGUGCGACGCGACUUGGGAGCCCCAGAACUGCUGGGCCUACGACGAUGGCAACAGGCUCUCCCUCGCGCUCGUCAGCAGUUCCUCAGGUUCCAUGAUCCGGUCGAAGCGGCAGUUCGUGUACGGGACCGUGUCCACCAUGAUCCAGCUUGUCCCCGGCGACUCCGCCGGCACCGUCACCACCUACUAUACGUCGUCGCUGGGCGACAACCACGACGAGAUCGACUUCGAGUUCCUGGGCAACGUGAGCGGGCAGCCCUACACCAUCCACACCAACGUGUACGCUGCCGGCGUGGGCAACAAGGAGAUGCAGUUCAAGCCAUGGUUCGACCCCACCGCCGACUACCACAACUACACCAUCUCCUGGACACCCUGCAUGAUCGCGUGGUACGUCGACGGCGUCCCCAUCCGCGUGUUCCGCAACUACGCGGCGAGCCACGGCGUGGCGUUCCCGACGAGCCAGCCCAUGUACGCCUACUCCAGCAUCUGGGCGGCGGAGGACUGGGCCACGCAGGGCGGCCGCGUCAAGGCCGACUGGUCCAAGGCGCCCUUCGUCGCCAACUACCACGGCAUCGACCUCGGCGUCUGCGAGUGCUACGGCGGGGGCGCCUGCGUCUCCAGCUGCGCCGCGGCGUUCGCCGCCAGCCACUGCAGCCUGAGCGACGCGCAGGUGGGGGAGAUGCGCUGGGUGCAGGGCAGCUACAGGAUCUACGACUACUGCGUCGACCCCAAGCGCUUGGUCAACGGCCAGAGGCCGGUCGAGUGCGACCUGCCGCAGUACUGAACGGAUCGGAGCUCCGAUCAGGUCCUUGUUGCGUAUGAAUGAGGAAGCAAUAAUCAUACGUAUUUACUCAAUCAACAGUGCAAGGGGCCGGCCGGGAAUUCCAACAAGCCGACAUAUACCCACCAGGUUGGGUCGAGUCACGACGAUCAAAGAGGCCGCCCGUCUCACUCGUCUAUUUUCAUGGAUAAUGCAAUUGGUUUUGUGCUCAUUUUACUCUUUUACCGAUAUAUAACUAUGAGUUUUUGAGAAU